This is a messenger RNA of Coturnix japonica (Japanese quail), 1491 nucleotides long. RefSeq names its product Fas apoptotic inhibitory molecule (gene FAIM). NCBI's taxonomy places the organism in Eukaryota, Metazoa, Chordata, Aves, Galliformes, Phasianidae. The record is from RefSeq and is a predicted model, not a curated record. Gene Ontology annotation, biological process: negative regulation of extrinsic apoptotic signaling pathway via death domain receptors.
AGGACAGCCGUGCUCUUCAUUCGUCAUUCGUGCUCUUACACAAAACCAGUUUGUGUCCGGAAAAUGAUGUUUGUGUCACAGCAAACAAAUCCGUUAGUCAUAACUCCAUCCAUUCUCAGCAUUCCUAGCUGCUAUCCUGCUUUUCUUCUUUUCUUGCUGCUGGUUGGAUUAAAAGCCCUUUGUUUACUAUGGCAUCCCGCGAGGAGGUUACCCUCAGUGAAGAAGAAGUAAGGUCUCGGUACGGCCACAUAGAGAAGAUGACAGAUUUGGUGGCUGUUUGGGAAGUAGCUUUAAGUGAUGGCGUUCAUAAAAUUGAAUUUGAGCACGGGACCACUACAGGAAAGCGUGUCGUCUAUGUUGACGGAAAGGAAGAGAUACGAAAAGAAUGGAUGUUUAAAUUGGUGGGUAAAGAAACGUUCACUGUUAGAGCGUCCAAAACAAGAGCUACUAUUAACAUCGAUGCAGUCAGUGGCUUUACACAUGAAUAUACUUUGGAGAUCAAUGCAAAAAGCCCCAAGAAAUAUAUGGAGAACAGGUCAAAAACAACCAACACUUGGAUACUGAGCUUGGGUGGUACAGACUAUAGAAUUGUUCUGGAAAAGGACACUAUGGAUGUGUGGUGCAACGGUGAAAAAAUGGAGACAGCGGGUGAAUUUGUAGAAGAUGGGACUGAAACUCACUUCAGUGUUGGUGAUCACAGCUGUUACAUUAAGGCCGUCAGUAGUGGAAAACGAAAGGAAGGAAUUAUUCACACUCUUAUUGUGGACGACAGAGAAAUUCCAGAGGCUGUGGAGUAGCUCCUAGUUAACUGAUUGUUGUAGGACUCAGAUCAGGUACUUUUAAUUACUGUGGUAAUUAUUUAAAUAAGAGGCAUUUGCAUAAUGCCUUCAAUAACACACUUUAGCUUUCGGUUAGCCCUGCAGUGGUCAGGCAGUUGGACACACUGAUCAUUGUAGGUUCCUUCCAGCUGGACUCUUCUACUACACGUAGAACACACGGUACGUCAGGUUUGUGCUGGGUUCAUUUCCUAGCUUCUGUACAUGAAAUUCAUCUUGAGGACCAGAUAGACGUAACUAAAUACAACAUGUUACAUUACCUGCUUUUAAAAAGCUACAUAGAGAAAUAUAUCACUAAGUGCAGAGAGGGCAGGUGCGCUCAAGUAGAAAUUAUAUGCUAGGAAAAAAAAAGCCAAAAUAUUCAGUAAUACUGAAUACUUUAUGUAGAGGGAGAGAGUACAUGCUGAGCACUGGAAAAAGCUGUUAAAAUUCUCUGUGUUUUUUCUUUCAAAUGUACUUCCAGUGUUCUUCAGAUGCAGUUAGGAAAUUUGUUACAUAAAUUAAUAAAAAAGGUUAUUAAAGAAAUAUAUUUUUUACCAGUCUUUGUGUAACUGUACUGAAAUGUUACUUAGCUAUGAAAACUGUUGGUUACUCACAGCAGGAGGAAAGGUGAGAUGCUGUGCCAAAAGAAUCCUAAAGGUGUUUGCUAAAAUGA